Molecule: messenger RNA, 2305 nt
Organism: Microdochium trichocladiopsis
Lineage: Eukaryota; Fungi; Ascomycota; Sordariomycetes; Xylariales; Microdochiaceae
Product: heterokaryon incompatibility protein-domain-containing protein
Exons: 1
Coding region: 46-1950 (634 amino acids)
Source: RefSeq, a predicted model, not a curated record
CUGCGCGGCGCCGUGGCCGACCUGGUCAGGCGCGGCGGCAAGGGCAUGUGCCCCGGCGCGGAUGCCGACUUUGAGGCGAUGCUGAUCGAGCUCCAGACGCCGACCAUUGCGAUGGGGGACCGCCGCCGGACCGUGUGCGCGUGCGCCGCCAAGGACGGGUCCCAGAACUGGCGGCACUUUAACGUCUGGCGGGACUAUGCGGAUGGUAAUGACGAGGACCAAGAUGCGGCGGCGGGGUGGAAGGGCAAGGGGUGCAGGGCGAUCCCGCCGCUCGUCAAUCACCCGGUCCGCAGGACGGACGGGCCGGACGCGCUGGAGCAGCUGAAAGGGUGGCUGGCCAUCUGCGACGCCGAGCACGGCUGUGUGCCGUCGCAGGGCUCGCGGGCGCCCACGAGGCUGGUCAAGGUCGCCGGCGGGCGGGUGCGCGUCGUCGAGGACGUGGCGGGCGAGCUGGUCCAGUACACCACCCUCAGUCACCGGUGGGGCAACAACGAGCAGUUCACCCUGACCCGCGGGAAGAAAGCAGAGAUGAUGGAAACGGACAUACCGUGGGACUCGAUACCCAGGACGUACCGGGACGCCAUCGAGGUCACGAGGGGCCUGGGUGUCGACUACAUCUGGAUUGACACCAUGUGCAUCGUGCAGGACGACGCCGAGGACUGGCGGCGCGAGAGCGGCCGUAUGAAGGCCGUGUAUGGUGGCUCGUUUUUGAACAUCGCGGCCGUGUGCGCGGCGGGCUCGCAUGGCGGUCUUUUCGCGAGCAGCAAGCUCGUUGAGGAUUUUGUCACGCACGAUGUAGCAGAGGAAGUAGAAGGAGAAGGAGAAGAUACAAUGCAGGAAGAUCAAGGAGACGGAGCAGGAGGAAGCACGGCCACCGUGCUCCAGAAGGGAACCCUGCGCAUCCGCCAGCAGCCGCACUUCACACAUACCUCGUACGGGAGCAACUACAGGACCAACUCAUUCCUCCUCGGCCGCGGCUGGGUCCUCCAGGAGCGCCUGCUGGCCCCGCGCGUUGUGUACUACGAUCAGGACGAGCUCAAGUGGGAGUGCUACGGCGGGACGGACUGCCUGUGCGGCGGGAUGCUCGUCAUCGCCAACUUCAGCACCGAAUACCGCGACAGCCUGGGCAUGUUCAAGGGCUCGCGGCAUAAGAGGGCCCUCGGCGGCGGCGGCGAUGAGACAGAGGAGGACGGCAACUCGAAGCCCCUGCCCAUACAGUGGAUGCGCAUCGCGGAGCGGUACUCGCAGGCCCAGCUCUCGUUCGACUCGGACCGCAUGAUCGCGCUCGCGGGCAUCGCCGAGCAGGCCUUGCGCACGGGCAGGGGGGGCAAGUACCUCGCGGGCCACUGGGAAAAGGACCUCGCGCACCAGCUGUGCUGGGAGGUGCGUGGCACGCACCGCCGGCCGGCGUCCAUGUACAUUGCGCCGACGUGGUCGUGGAUGUCCAUCUUUGGGUCCAUCGGGUUCUCAAACAGGAUGGACUAUCAGUGCUGGGGGUCGACCAUAUCCGCGCGGAUCACGCAAGCAGAGUGUGUCCUGGCCGACGAGUCGAGGGAGACGGGUCCCGUGACGGACGGGUUCAUCAGGGUCGACGGCAAAGUCGUCGAGUUUGACGCCCGGAUGACCGAUGCUGGGUCUGCCUCUGUGCCGCAGACCUUUGGCCUUACGCACAGACAGAGCGAGACGAUGCUGAAAUAUGGCAUCGAGGUGGACUACAUCAUGAGUGAGAAACAGGUCAGCACGGUGGACAAGCUCUUCUUCCUGUACUGGGGGCAGAUGUGGCCACACAGGGAGACCUUUCUCGUGCUCCGCCGAGCUGAGGAUGGAAAGAAACAUCCGGGCAAGUUCGAGAGGAUUGGUAUCAUAUGGUAUGAGGGAGAUUCUGGCCAACACGAGUUCAGCCAGCUCAUGGACUGGGCCGAGAUGAAAACAGACAUUGUUAUCGUCUGAUCAUGUGGAGCGCAUUCGAAAAAUACUGCUUGGCGCGUGAUGGGAUAUGCGGACAGCCGGGCCCAGCCCCCCUUUUCUUUUUUUGGAAGAGCGCGAUACGUGGAAUGCUUUGUAUUGAAGUUCAAACAUUCCAGCCAAGUCCGGUUCAUUACAUCGUCUGUAUCAGGAAUGACAAUUCGGGCGAUCGAGAACAAAUGUAAAGUAACGACAAUGGAAUAAAUCGAUAGUCUAGGGACGUGGAUGAUGAAGGCCUGGAAAAUAGAUGAAAUCAGGCCAAGGCUGAUGAAUUCCUAUGUCCAGGGGAUUGUGUAGACAAAUAAGCCAGGCUUGAGAAGAACUAGAGGUCCGCGCUUGG